CUACCUGCUCGCAGUGUUUACAUUUACUGGCUAGAUUGUUUUAACCUAACUAUUUGUGAGUCUUUAAAGGUAUGGCAACUAUAGUGAAUUGUUUACAUUUAUAUCUUGUACCAUAUGUUACUCAUUAAUUCAGUGAGUAAAAGCGUUCUUAUGUUAUAAUGGACCGUAGCUCGCAGUGUUUUGUCUUUAGAUUUGCAACCUUUUGGUUGAACCAGACCCUGCUCUUGUUGUGAGUACCAUCGGAUGUUAAUUUACCACAGCUAUGCCGCAGAAGGACCAGUGAUUAGUGAAGCUCUGCUGAUUAUAAAGAUGCAGGCUCGUUUGAUGUCAGUGUGGUGUUGGUUUGGAUCUGAUCGUCCUGGAUUCUGCCUGGGAACAUCUUUCCUGACAUCACUCAUACUGCUGAUGUAUUCUGGGAGCAUCCAGGGAAGUCUCAGUUUAGGGCCAGGGGGAGACUUUCCAAGGUUCAAAGAUUUUUUCCUCUAUGCUCUCAGUCAUGAUGAUUCCCUCUCCCUGCUGGUCAGUGUGGCCCUCCUGCUGCUGUUUGGACCCUGUCAGGAGCGUCGCUGGGGGACAGUAGCCUUCCUUGCGUUGUCCUUCCUAACAAUAGCUGCCCUGCCAUGUCUUUACACACUCGUCCUCUUUGUGGGCAGCGGUGAGGCCAGCAGGAUCUGUGGCUACUCUGCUGUCCAGCUGGCCCUGUUCACUGCGCAGUGUCGGCAGGUGACACAGAGGAGGCUCCUCAGGUGCCUGCCAGUCUGGUUUCUCCCCUGGCUCCUCCUGCUGAUCUGCCUGCUGCUGCUGCCUGGGACUCCUGCCCUCCUUCACUUCUGCGCCAUUUGCAUUGGACAUAACUAUCGUCAGUCAUUUAUUGGGACGCUACAGGAGUUUGAAGAGGCGAGAGUCUUUGAUCUUAUUCCAGACUGGGUGUAUAUUCCCUUUUCAGCCAAGCUCAGAUUGCCCACGUAUUCUACCUCACAAAGAUCGAGAUCACAUUCUCUGAGACUACCUACAGAUCAGGCAGCAAGUCCCUCAAUAAGCGAUGAUCGCUCUGCACUGAACACCCAGUCAUGGCUUGAACCUGUGCCUGCCUGGUUAAUGGAAGAAUCUCCAGCGCUGUCAGAAGCAGACGUGCUGGAGGAGCAGAUGCUGAGGGCAGGAAUACUUGCCUCAUUACAAGGGCUCCCCGAUGACCCUGACACUAAAGUGGAGGUGCCCAAAUCAUCAGUUUCCUCUCUGCGACUCCAGCAGCUGGAGAAGAUGGGCUUCCCCACAGAGAAAGCUGUCGUGGCUCUUGCAGCAUCCAAGCAGCUAGACGGCGCCAUCUCGCUGCUGAUCGACGACAGCGUUGGAGAGCAAGCCGUGGUGGUGUCAAAGGGAAAAAGCCACAGCCCUCCAUUAAACACCUGAAUGUGCCCACAGUCCUGGACGGAGGCUCCUGUGACUGCCUGUGCAGUGAGCCAGAUACGUGCUAUGCUUGGGUUUUGCUGAGCUUCAGUAUUUUCCCUGUGGGUUAUUGACUACUCUGAUCAUCUCUUGUUCUUCUCCAGUUUUAUUUUGAGCACACUUGUGUACCUGUACGUCGGAGGGUGGACGGUAUUUAUUUUUUUUCAAGAUUCUGAAUGUGUUUUGAGUACAAAUGAAAGCAUCAAUGUAGUACUUAGUGCUUUGACCUCGCAGGGAGAACAGACCUGGUUCAGCUUUAGAUCCGGGACCCUUUCUGUGUCUGGUUUGCACUUCUUCCUGUGCAUGUGUGGAUUUACUCCCACAGUGCAAAGACAUUUAUUUGAGGAUGAUUGGGGAUAGUAAUUUGCCUGUAGAUGUGAAGGUGAUUGACUGGGUCUCUCUGUGUUGCCCUGUAAUUGACUGCUGAUCUGUUCACGGUACAUGCUGCAUGCUUCACCAAUAAUCAGCUGGGAUUAGCUCCAGUUCCGGCUCUGAGUUGGAUAAUGUCGGAUGGAUAGAUGAAGACAGGUGAGGUUGACCCAGUAUUU
Salarias fasciatus (jewelled blenny) is the source of this 1994-nucleotide messenger RNA. RefSeq names its product rhomboid domain containing 3 (gene rhbdd3). Lineage: Eukaryota; Metazoa; Chordata; Actinopteri; Blenniiformes; Blenniidae. The transcript is spliced from 5 exons. Bases 244 to 1410 code for a protein of 388 amino acids. Gene Ontology annotation, molecular function: serine-type endopeptidase activity; protein binding. Gene Ontology annotation, cellular component: membrane. The record is from RefSeq and is a predicted model, not a curated record.